AUGUUACCAAGUUCAAUAUAUAUUGAAAAAAGUCUAUCAAGUAUUGUAAGCGGAUUACAAGAAGAAUUAUCCAAUACUCAAACAUCCGUAGUUAAAAAAAAUCGUCUUAUUCUUCAACAAUUAACAAAGUUCGUAGCCGAAUUGAAUUGUGAUUUUUUUCAUGAGAAAUUAAAAGAUCGUUUAAAAGAUAAUAUUAAUUUUUUACAUUUUAUACCAAUAUCAUCGAAUCCUUUAACCGAUGAUUGGGGACGUUGUACAUAUUUUUUUGCAAUCAUUGGAACAUUUAAAUUAUUAAUUUAUCAACCAGGUACACCAACAUUUACAAGUAGUGUUGAAAAAGAUAGUGAUUUAGUUGCAAUUCAUGAUAAUUGUCAACAAAAUGGAGCUAUUCUUGGUAUGGGAUGUGCAUCUUUUUUAGCUGAUUUUGUUACAUAUUUAUGUUGUUUAUAUCAAGAAAAUUGUUCUAAAAUGAAAUUAGAUUCAUCAAAUUUUCAUCCAAUUGCAUAUAAAAUCUCAUUAGAAACAUGUUUACAAAAAUUUGUUGAUGAAGAUCGAGAUGCUCAUGGACGAUUAAUUGAAAUGAAAGAUCUUUUAUUAAAUCUUGGUGGUAAAAAUGAAAUAAAAUAUGAAUCAUUUCAACCUUAUUUUUAUGCCAAAGAUAUUGAAGUUUUACGUGGAGAAAAACCAAAUUUAACUCCAAAUUUUUAUAAACAACUUUCCAAUGGAGAAUUUACAUCUAUUUUAGAAAAACGUGAUUAUUGUCGUACAUAUCAACGUAUUGAAAAUUAUUUUGAUGAUAAUUCAUCAAGUAUUGAACAAGGUUUACAUUUUCUUAAAUCAGAACCAUGGAAAAUUAUUCAUGAUACAUUAAUGAAUAAAAAUGGAAUAUUUAAAGAUUCAAUAUUAGCAAGACGUUGGUUAACUAUAACUUUUGAUGUAUUUGAACAACAACUAACGUCAAAUACUUCAGUAUCUCCAAGUAUAAUAUCUACUACUAAUGUUCCAUAUGAUAUUGAAAAACUAGAACGUGAUUAUGAUUUAUUAAGAAAUGAAAAAUUAAUGGAAUAUUUUACGCAAGUCCAACGUGGUCUUCAAAGUUUAUUUCAAUCAGCUGUUAUAGCAGAUGCUGAUAUAUUUGCUAUUCGUACACCUGAUUUAAGUAAAAAUAUUCAAGUCAUAGCCGAUUUAGUUCCGGAAGCAAAAACUAUUUUACAAAAAGUAUCACAUAUUAUUGAAUCAAUUAAUCAAAAAGGAAUAGAGAAAAAAUUAAAUAACUUAUGUAAUUUAUGUGUACGUUUUCCAUGUUUACCUGAAUUACUUGCAAGAAAAAUUACUAUUAUGAAAAGAGAUUAUAUUAUGAAUUUAAAAGAUACGGAUACCAUUGGUUUAUGUUCAAAACUUGAUACACUUGUUAAAGGAAAUAAUCGUUCAAAAAAUUGGUCUAUUCAACAAAGACUAGCUGUUCGUGAUACAAAAAUAAUAGAAGCAUGUUGUAUUCAACUUAUAUGUCAAGAUGAUAUUAAUCCAUUAAGAGCAACACAUGUAGAUGAUAUUGCUAAUAAAAUAAGUAGUGCAUUUAAAAAUACACAAUUAAGUGUACAAAUAUCGAAAGACUUAACAAUUAAUGAACAACCAAAUAUUUUUCAACGACGAGAACCAUUUACAAUACCAAAUUCAUUUUUUGAACAGCAUACUAAUCAUAAAUUUAUGAAACGUAUGGCUAAUAAUGAAGAUUCUAUAGCAUAUCGUGAUCGAGUCAAACAAUAUUUGAUGGAAUUAAGUUCUGAAAAAAUACAAGAUUUAUUAGGUUCUAUUGAUCCAUCGGAUAGUCAACUUAAUCCACUUUUUAUUUUACUUUUGGAAGUCAAAAAAGAGAAGAAAAAUGCUUGUACUAUAUCAUAA
Rotaria sp. Silwood1 is the source of this 1902-nucleotide messenger RNA. The record is from the annotation of a GenBank genome assembly. Lineage: Eukaryota; Metazoa; Rotifera; Eurotatoria; Philodinida; Philodinidae.